AAACACCUAACCUCAUUUUUUUAUUAAAUUCACAAAAAACUAAUAAAAUACACAAUUAAGCUACUCAGGACUGACUAAAACCAUUUAUUUAAACAUAACCUCACUCUUCCUAACCUCAAAAUCGGAAAUGUUGCGAAAUUUAGGCUUAAUUUUCCGCGGAUUUGAGGUAAAAUUCAGCACAAAAGCUUCUCAAGUGUCUGAUAUAGCCCCAAAUGAAGACUUCGUCACCAAACUAUUGAAAGUGGCCGUGAUAGGUGUCCCAAAUGUGGGCAAAAGCACUUUUAUUAAUAAUUUAAUGGAUCGCAAGGUGUGUCCAGCGUCGAGUAAAGUCCACACAACUCGGGCCAAAACCCAGGCGAUUUUCACAGAGGGGGACUCCCAGAUCGUUUUCCUCGACACUCCCGGCAUUGUCACUUUCCAGGAAUACAAAAAAUUUGGCUUGGAAAAAUCCUUUUUACGCGACAGCAAAGCUUCAUUACGCGAGGCCGACAUAAUUGGGGUUAUCCACGACGCUAGCAACAUCUGGACGCGUGAAAAACUCGAUAUUAAAAUCAUCCGUUUACUCGAAGACAACAAAGACAAGCCCAGUUUUCUGGUCAUAAACAAAGUCGACAUUAUUAAAUCCAAACGAAAACUCCUCGAUGUCACGCGCCAAUUGACAGAGAAUUGCAUCGAGGGGGCCCCAAUUCCGGGGAGCAAACCGUUCAAGAGUAGUGAAAUCAAGGGGUGGCCCCAUUUCAGCGACGUUUUCAUGGUGUCAGCCCUCACGGGAAGCGGCUUAGACGAAGUGAGGACUUAUUUAGUUAAAAAUGCGAAACCGGGGGAGUGGCUGUACCCGGGGGAAGUCUGGUCGGACAAGACCGCCGAAGAGAUCAUUGUUGAUAGUGUCAGGGCGAAAUUGUUGGAUUUUUUGCCCCAGGAAAUCCCCUACAAUCUCAAACCCGAAAUGGAGUUUUUCAAUAUUAACGAAAAAGGUGUGAUUUCGAGCGUUGUUUUGGUGCACUGCCCCAGUGAACGCAUUGCAAAGCUCGUGGCGGGGGAAAGUGAAGGUAAAUUACGCCAAAUCAAUGAAAGUCUCCAAGUUGAUUUACAAAAAACAUUUCAUAAUUAUGUAAAAAUUAAAUUAGUUCUAAAAUAAAUUAGAGAUAAGGCCCC
Tribolium madens (black flour beetle) is the source of this 1155-nucleotide messenger RNA. Its product is annotated as GTPase Era, mitochondrial. Gene Ontology annotation, biological process: ribosomal small subunit assembly. The transcript has 5 exons. Gene Ontology annotation, cellular component: mitochondrial matrix. Bases 128 to 1138 code for a protein of 336 amino acids. The record is from RefSeq and is a predicted model, not a curated record. NCBI's taxonomy places the organism in Eukaryota, Metazoa, Arthropoda, Insecta, Coleoptera, Tenebrionidae. Gene Ontology annotation, molecular function: ribosomal small subunit binding; GTP binding; rRNA binding.